AUGCUGAGCUCCGCCGGAUACUUCCAGCUCGUGCAAUGCCCCUUCUGGCAGGAGCCGGGGGGCUGUCAGCGGCCGUACUGCCACUUCCGCCAUGUGCCCCCCGCGGGGGCCGGAGACAGGCCGUGCGCUCCCUCCCAGGCGGCUUCCUGCCCUCCCAAGGAAGUCCUGGGUAAGGGUGGAUGUGGCCCACUGUGACUGUGUUCUACAUUACCAGCUCUAUCUGCAUGUGUGUCACAUUCCAUGGAACGUGGAGCUCUGUAACAUGCUAGAGAACAUGCUCUGAUUCCAUGAGCUCCUGUCUCCGGGCUGUUACAAUAAGGGUUUUACAUUGGUCUCAGUGCAGACAGCAGUUCAGUGAUCGCCUUACUCUAGUGCUGUAUGAAUACUUUAAUAGUUACUCGGUCAGCAGUAUUGAAUGGGUUAAGCCGGGCUGACAAAUCCCAGGUCGCCGUGGCGACAAGGAAACUUGUACUGGCGCCUGGGAUUUGUGAGCCUGUUCAGCCCCAGAGGUGACUGCCUGCCUGAGAGCAUUGGCUGGCAGAUCUUAGAGGGCUCUGGCAAGCAGAGGUGAGGAUAGGGGAGGCUGUCCCCUGUAUUGCUGAGGCAGGUAUGGAGGGCGGCGGGCACCUGGCUCAUGGAGAGCUGAAGGAUGGAGGCGGGCGGCUGACUUAGUGUUGAGGCAGAGGGAACUGUAAUCUCCCUGCUCAGCUCCUUUUGUGUUCCUUGCAGUGAUAAUGGAAGCCUGGUUAUGUCACUCUGGCCCCCCUGGCUCACUAAAUGGUGCGCAGAGGGAAGAGUAGGGAGAUGACAGCAGCCCCACUGUACCCACAGGGAAAGCCUAUCCACUCCAUCUCUCCAGAGGUAGGGCAACUGGGUGGAUUUAAAUAAAUUAAUACUUGUGUCUGUGGGUGUGUUCCCUCCAAUCCCAUGUGAAAGGUGUUUUUUUGCUCACCUUUAACACGCCGUGCUGGUGACGUCGCAGCUGUCCCCACCUCCAUUGUUGAGAUCAUCAAUCUUGACGAUCUCAGCCAAUCCAAUGCUUCCCCCGUAGAAAAGCAUUGUGAGACUAUUGCGUGUGCACAGCAGAAUGCCACUGCGCCAAUUUAACUUCUUAUAGAGGUAUGUGGAACAUUAACGUAGGUGCUGUCUGAGUGUCGCUAGAAGUGUCACCAGGCAGCAAUGUAAACUCUGCCUUUUGUCUGAAAAGUCAGUGUUUACAUUGAAAAAUGUUCAGGGACAGGUUAUAGACUUCAGAAAAACUAUAUUACGCUGUAGUGGUUCUGGUGACUAUAUUGUCCCUUUAAGAGUUGUGUUUAUGGCGUUGAUUUCUCUGGCUCCUAGAUUCCAAGCAAAUUUGUCAAGCCCUGGGUCAAGCGCAGUUAAAGGGAUACCUCCGACCCCUAAAGCAGCUAGGCUUAAUGAAAAGCUUUGUGUGAAGAGUUUCCUAUUUUCUCAUUUUGGAAAAAGUGCAGAUUUUAAUAGAAAUUGACACUUUAAGAAAUUUAUAUUGAUUACACCCACUGGCUUUUCAAGCAGAAAACAGGUCCUGUUACUUCCUGGUUUGUUUCGCUUGGUUGCACUGAGCUCCAGAGGCAGCAAUUGCCAAGAGCAAUGAGCUGCAUUUGGGAAGUCUGUGAUUCAGACUUCCCAGUCUGUCUGGUUGGGCUCCCUGUUAGGCUAAUGGUACCUGCUGUCACUAUUGGCCUAGCAGUAGCUCACCGUUAAGAAAAGUGUGAAAUUCCCAUUGAAUUAUAUCAUUUGUUUUCAUAAUGUGAAACCUAACCUGAAUUUAGUUGUCAAAAUAAAAAUUUCAAAUAUGGUUGAAGUUUGUUUGCAGGGAUCCAGUACAUGAUCUUGUAUAUGCUUAACAUCUGUGUGAUAUUUAUAUAUUCUAGGGAAAACCAUUCAAGAACUGGAGAGACUUAAUAAGGCCAUAGAAGCUGUAAAGAAUGAAGUAGAAGAAAAGCAGAAGAAAUUGUUGCAAUACAAAAAUGUGACACAACCUCAAACACAAUUGCCUAUAGUUAAGAUGGAUAGCAAUAGCAAUAUAUCAGCAGGCCUUGAUGACCAAGCUGCCGUCCUAAAAAGAAGUGCAUUGACAACUGACACUAUUGGUUCAUUUAAAAGCGGUUGUGUCCCACAUGAGAAGUAUGUGGUUGAUCGGCGUUGCCCUGCCACUGAUCUGGAGUAUGACCCACUGCUCAACUAUUCUGCAGGCAUUUUUGGAUCUGCCGCAAAAGAAAAUGGAAAGUUUAAAUCAAAACGUUUGAAAUGUGAUGAGGAUUUUGAUAAUACCCCACCCAAGAAAUCUAGGGCUGCAUCUCCAAUUAGGUUAGAGAUAAAACUCCAAGAAUCUGAUGAAGACGAUGUGCUUGUUAUUGAUGCCCCACCUCUACCAGCAGUAGCCAAGAAACAACGGGCAAAAAAGUUUUGUCCAAAUGAAACCAAGUCUGUACACAUAGUUGAAAUAACAGAAGCUGUAGAUAUUGCAGACACUCUGAACAAUGCUGUGGGUAAGAUUGAAUGUGUUUCCAAUUUAGAAAACAAAGUGGAGGUAUGUGAAAAGUCUGAAUUGGAGUCCAAUUCUGAAGCCAAAUCUCCAAAAGAGUCCCUUACAGCCACUGCUGAUUUUGAUGAGAACCAAACACUUAAUUGUAAAAGUGAAACCUUUAUCACAACAGAGUUGGUGACAAAUAUAAAGAGUUCACUUUCACCUGAGCAACAUGAAGGGCAAAGUGAAAAACACUAUUGUCCUUUAAAUUAUGACCAAAACGUUGUGAAUUAUGACCACAUUCCAUUUUCAGAUCCUGAUGUAAUCCCAAAAUAUGAUAUUGAUUUGAAAGAUUUAUUGGUGCCUGAAAAGAUGUUGAAUGAAAGCAGUACCUAUGUUAGCGGGGAAGAAAUCUUAGAGGGAAAUAACUGUGCCAUAACAUCACAAACAUUUGCUUUAAAUAAGUGUGAAACUACAACUGAAUUAAUGACUCCUUCCACAAAGUGUGAAUCUUCGGGUCAAACUGCAUCUCUUGAAAAAGUAAACAAUGUUAUUGUCUUAAAUUCAUCUGAGGAAGAUGCCUCAGAGGACGACUCAGAUUUUUCUGACUCUGAUGACCCAAUGGAAGAAUGCCUGAGAAUUUUCAAUGAAUUUGCAGAAACAAACAAGGAAGCAAAUCAGGUAAAAGUCUAUGAUCUUUUGGUAUUUUCAUCUAUAGGUAUGCUGUGAAACCUGCAAUUUGAUCCUUUUCCAUCCCCCUCUACAUGAUACCACCCCUAACACUUGGUCUCUUAUAGCUCAUAUAUGCAAUAAAACUGCAACGCUGGGAUUUAUUCAUAGGAAUCACAUACCUCCUAAUAGGAUGAAUGGAAUCGGAGUGGGUGGGUCCUGGAAAGUGCUGCAGUGCUUUCUGCAUGGUCCUAGUGCAUUCUGCACAUUGCAUGUGCAUCUAAUAAUGCAUAUGAGCUUGCUGUCUGAAGAUAACUCCCUGGUAUCCCUAGAUGUGGAACACCAGGGAACAAAAUUGGGAAACUGGGAUAGAACCUAAAAAUGACUGUCCUGCCAAAGACGGGACAGCUGGGAAGCCUGUUUAUCCUCAUAUAGGCCACCGUUAAAACAAAGUAAUCUAGUACUGAUGAAUCCUUGUUUAAUUGUAACAUGAGUGUUAGAGGCAUUCCUCAAAUUCAUGACUUUCUUUCAACACGAAUAGUAGUACUCCUGUAAGUACAGGGUUGGAGUGCUGAACUAAAGGAGUCUGUUCAUGUCUUGGUAGCUGGGUAUUUGGUAUACAUUUAGUUAACAGCAGCAUAGCAAGGUCAUUACGUACACACACGUACGGACUAAACUUGUGUUUUACCAUCUUCAGGUUUUCCAGGAUCAGUCUAAACUAGACAUGCCAGAAACAAAGGGAAGUGAUGUUCUUCCUGGACAGAAGAAAAGAAUUGCACAUCCAUCUGCAAAAUGUGAAGUAAGACCAGAUGCUGUAUGUCUUAGCAUUUUGUGCUAUGUAUUCUUGGAUUUUGUGGUUGCCUGCUUACUAUAGGAUUUGUCUUUAGAACUAGUAUAUGUAUUUCUCCUCCCCACAAUUAUAUCUGCAAUGUUACAGAAAUAAUGUGUGAAUGGUAUUGCAGGAUAAUACAAUAAUGUAAUUGAAAUAAUGUAAAUGCAAUAACUAUUUUUGUUUAGGUUUUCAGUUCUUUCCCUCUUGCUAUAAACAUGGCUCAAAUUACUCUGUAGUCUUGUCCUGCGUGCAUAUUACUUCUACGUUAGAUACUGCACAAAUUACAUAGGCUUUACAUGGUUUAGAGGCUAUUCUCCUAAUUGUAGCUAUGUUUGUUACUGUGGAUGCACUUGACUUACACUGGUGUAACAUUAAAUACUAACGAAUGUUCUUGUUUUAAUAUAAAUGGAACAUGAUACACUACAGAUGGUGUCCAAGAUUUUCAGCAGUCUGAAAAGUACAUUUUUAAUAGUUUAACUCUUGGUGUUUUUUUUUUGUUUUUACCAUUCUUUAUUUCUGAGUUUUGAAAGCGUUGCAUGUAGACAUUGAUAACACACCGAUAAAACAUUUUGUUACAUGGUUAACUUUUUGUUUUAACCUAAAUUUUUACUAGACACAAUUUAAUUGAUUUAAAUGGUCUGUGUAAGCACCAUUAGAACUAGAACCCCCCCACCAAAAUUGGCAUCUAGUAAAGCAGGUGCUAAUGGGUGGAAUUAAAGAAGGCAGACCAGUAAUGUAAUUGACUUCACUAACUCUGUGCAAAAGCAGGUUAGUCAAGUGUUUAUUGCACGCUAGGUUGCAUGUCAAUUAUCCGUGUCAACCCGCUGAAGGCAGACCAUGCAGAGAUUACGGUUUCAGUGCUCUUGGCAGGAGAUUCUUAGUGCCCUGAGAAUAGUGGAUGCAUGAGAACAUCAGAUGGUGGACAAAGUAGGGACAGGACCCUGAAAGCAUGACAGUCCCCGAGAAAUUGGGUGGGAGGCCAGAGUCUUUAAUGUGAUAGAGGUUGGCUUUUAGAGACCCUGGAAAAUUAAAAAAAGUGUGUGUAUAUGUGUAUAUAUAUAUAUAUGUAUAUGUGUGUAUGUAUAUUUUAAACUUCGACCUUACCUUUCUAAAAUGUUUAACUCUAGGUAAAAUCAAGUGGAAAAAUACUUGUUCCCUAUCGAGGACCUGCUCCACAACAAAUACCUCAUACCAGAAUACUGCAUGUCCAGCAACAAGCUGUGCAAAUAACAUCUGAUGUUAAAAGUGGUCAGGCCUUUGUAGCUUCAGCACAGAAAAAAGUCACUGGAUGCUUGUCACCUGCCUAUCAUAAUUUUGGACAAAUGGGUAGGACUUUAUUUAUUUUCCUUACUGAAAACAUGAAUGUUUGACAACAUAAUGCAAGAAGCUACACAUCAGAAGUGCACUUUUGAAUAAAGUAUACAGGUGAUUUGAUGCAGGAAUGGAUAGUUGUAAGAGUGCUUAGUGAUAAACAUUUCACAGCAAUUGUGCCAUUCUGGCUCAAAUUUCCUUUUAUUUUGUUUUUCGUUUUGGUCUUUACUUCUGAACACAAAUUUGAAUCUUUUGGUAUGUCUAACUUCUUUAGUAAGUUUUUGUUCACUUGUUUUAGUACGGUUUGUGAUACAUCCUCUGUCAGACACUAUGGCUGGUAUUUUUCAACAAUUCCUCACACUUUAGUUGUCAAAGUGAUUUAUCAUGGUUUUGUACAUGUUGAUAGUUAUGAAACUAUCCUAGUACCCAUGGACGUUUUUUGUUUUGUUUUCCAGUUUAUGUUAAUUUGGUGGAACUUCAACCAGUUGUGCCAUGCAGAAACUCGCUCGGUGGAUUUUUUCAAGGGGGCGCACUUGCCACAACAUUCAGAUCCAAUGUCCCUCAAAAAAGGACCCUUCAGACAACACCAAUGAAGGUUCCAAAUUGGAGUUUUAAGCUGAAAUGUUAACAUAGUAGAGCAUAUUCUGGCAAAUUGUAGUAUUGUAACUCAGGUGUUGCUGGGAAUAUCUGAUAAAAUAAACACAAUUUGUGUACCUUUACAAAAGUUAUAAACUUAUAUAUUGGAUAAAAUAAAUGAGGGCAUAUAACCGGGAUCUCUGUAUUUUAUAUAAAAUGUGUUCAUCUUGUGCUACAGUUUGUACAAUAAAUAUUCCCAUGCCAGCGUGUGUGGCAAUGUUAGAAGAAAUCAAAAUGAUUAAGGAAAUACCCGCACGCCAAAUGCAAUAAAAAUAACAAAUUUUAUGAUGUUUAAAUAGAAUACAAAAUCAUAGGCCAUCCAAUCGAAACAUUGGGUGUUUUUUGUUUACUUGUCAGGUAAUAUUGUACAGCAAUUAAUCGAUCUUGCAUGAAUUACUUUUUGUAAAUUUGGUAUCCAUACUCUUGUGUAUUCUGUAUUUUCUCAGUAUAUUUAAUGUUGAGAUAGAUGUGUCAAUAGUUAUAGGCAUACAUAUGAUUUUGUAUUCUAUUUAAACUUAAUAAAGUUUAUUUUUAUUGCAUUUGGUGUGUGGGUAUUUCCUUAAUUAUUUUACUUAUGUACCACUAGGAAGGGGUGGUCCUUUACCCUUUUAGCACACUACUUUAUUUACAGGUUGUACAUAGACUGGUUACCCCUACUAACUUGUAUUUUAAUGUCAGAAAAAAACUAUAUGCUCAAAGGCUCACUGCCCCCCUGAGUUGAUUAAAUCCCUAGGCUUUCUUGUGGGAUUCCAUCGACUUGAGGAUGGCGCCACUUAGUUUGUCUUUGCAAAAGCAUUGAUCGUGUUGUAAUUUCAAAUGCCCUUAUCUGCUUUUUUGUUCAUUGGAUUUAUUAAUUAUCCUGUGACAAGGUAUAAGCUGGGUGGAAGGAUGUCUUUUGAAUUCAGAAUGUUCAAUAAUUGCAGUCAUAACCUUAUUGAUACACUAAUUGAGUUUGGAAUUCUAUGCUAGCACUUAAAUCGAUUGAGAACAUACCUCCAUUAGCCAUUAAAGGGUAAAGAUUACCCUUGGAUCAACAGCAAAAACAUAUGCAAGGAAUGCUGAACUUGAUGGAUGAAAGUCUCUUCAGCUAUGUAACUAUGUAACAUAAAAUUCCUUUUUUUUUUUUAAUAAUGGAUGGCAAAUAUGUUAAAACAAAUUAUACUUAACCAUUUUAGAUACCUACUCGCAGAAAGCCUUCAGUUGUACAGGAGACUAGUUCUAAAGUGCCACAUGAAACAAGGCAACGCUAUGUUAACUCAUUUGUUGAAGAGUUCUUAAAAGAAUCUGCAACUGUUCAGGAAGCUUUUGAUAAGGUAACUCUUAUUGACCACCGCUUUUCUGCCUACAAAGUAGACAUUUGCUUUGUUUUAGAUGGUUGUAUUCUAUUAAUUUUCAAGAUACUCUUAGCACCAAAACAACCCUUCGCUUAAUUAAUUCGUUUUGAUGAAUAGUUCAUAACCCUGCAAUCUCACUGCUCAAUAUUUUGCUAAAUCUUAAUUAUGGAGCUGUAGCCAUACGCUCUCAGCUAAUCUGCCAACAAUGCACUGCCCAUAAGACAAUGUGAAACUAUUUCAAACAAAAUAAUUUAAGAUUUGCGUGAAAUACAAACUAAUUUGUCAGACAUGACAAUUAGUCAAGCUUUCUGAUCUUGAAGGGACGUUCCAAGAAUUAUAGCGCCACCCACUAUGGAAGUUAUAUUAUCUGUCUUAUCAGAGCCCUCCUCUUUAUGCCAACACAUGGUAGGGAAUGGUUCUAGGAACUCUAGUUUAAUGGUGUCUUAAGUUUCCCUUAAUGUACUCUGCUUUAAAAGAACGGUCUAUUAAAGUGAAGAACUUAAAACACUGGAUAAUUUCAAAUACAUGCUAUGCUAAAGUUGUCUUGUUUUUGUGCUUAGAGUAUUCCUCUGGUGCCAAGGGUACCAACACCUAAUAUUAUUGUGUAUUGUUUCUAACCGAAGUAUUUUUUAUGAAUCACUUUCCAUAAGACUUAUUGCAUAUUGAACUGUUUAUGUAGUUAAUGGAUUCUUUGGUACAUCAUACUUUUGAGGGUUCUCUGAGAAUGUAUAGAAUGGCUUUAAUGGUGGUCUCCUAAAACUUCAUGACUUUGACACCAAACACAAUUGACAUUACUCUCUGCCUUGCAUUUACGAUUUGUACGGAGUGCUUUUGAAGCCGCUCAACCCAGGUCUUCAUUGUAGGCUAUAUAUUGAUGUUUUUCUGAUUAAGAGUUGUCUUACAUCAUAUUUAUUAGGGAUGCGCCGAAAUUUCGGCUGAAAAUGUAUCUGCAAAAAAUUAUACCCCUCCCUUUCAGGGCUGGCGUUGCCAUCAGGUGGGCGCACUGGGGGCGCAAUGUCAGGCUGACUGGCAGGAUGGAAGCGCACUGCACUCCCCUCCAGCUGGUUACUUCUUGUAGCAUGGCCGAGCGCAGCCCAGGUCUUGCCUCCUGCAGAGCCCAGCCUUCUACCAUCUCCUCUACAGGGCAGAAGGAGAAGGCGGUCAUGUGACAGGCACAUGGAGGCCGGCCUUGCAGCAGCCAAUCAAAAGCCUGCGUGCGCCUGAUCUGAACAGUGAUCAGAAAGGUACUUGGUAAUGGAACAGAUUUAUGGGUCUUUCUCAAUGAAAUCGUUUGGGUCUAUACAGGAAUUGAAGCUCUGCAUUUGUGUUGCUUAGGUAGAGCGUAAAUGUGCAUAGUAAGAUUCUUCUGUAAUGUGUUGUCGUCUUUGACACCAGUAAUGGGUCACCUAAGCUGGGAACACCAGAGAGAGGGUUAACACCCAUAUUUUAAUACAUUAAUAAGACUGCCUAUUAACAAAAGGAAAGUUUAAAACGUGUCUGAAUAUGUCUUUACUAUAAAUCUGAUUUUUCAACUGAUGCCCGUCUCAACCAGGAAGUGGUCGGUCUUGUUUCUCAUAGAUUUAGAAUUACUGUGUUAAUGCACAACGUGGUUAAAGGUGUGAGCUCUGUUCUGCAGUGAUGUAAACAUCUUGCCAGUCACAGAUAAAUUGAAUUGACAUGUGAACACUCUGGUCAUUCCAACGUAGACUCAUAUAACCUGAUUUUUGGGACACGUUUGCACAUCUAUUCAGAGUGUGAAUGAAUUAUGGAUAUGGGAUUCUAAUUUUGGGAUGUGUCCAUUGGAUUUUAAUUUUUUUUUUUAUUGAGAAUGGUGCUUAAGAAUACAGAUGGACAGUGACUUAAAAGCAACCAAAGAGCUUGUCAAAGCAAAAUAGUGAAAUAUACAGUCACCUGACCUCAACCCAGUUAACAAGAUCAUUUUAUAUAGGUUUGUUAGUUUGCCCAAUUACUCUAGCCCCUCAAAUUUUGGAGCCUAAACAAAUUACUGUAAUUUAUAACCGUGUUGUAUGAACGGUUACAAAUUACGGUAAUUUGUUUAGGCUCCAAAAUUUGUAACCGUUCAUACAACAUUUUUGUUUAAGAUUAACACGUAAACCUUUUAUUCUGCACUUCAAUCACAUCUUCGCUACUUCAUUUAAAGCACAGGAUUUGUGCAUAUGUCUCCUUCCAUAUACUUUAAACCAUGGGUGUCCAACCUUUUGAUUUAUCUGGGUCGCAUUGAGCGCAGAGGAAUUGUCUUGGGCCACACAUCAAAUAUAGAUUAUAGAUAAUGUAUAUUGAAAUAUCAAAGUUAAGAAAAUGGCUUUUAAAGAUAUAUAUAUUUUUUUUAGUAGAUAGCUCCUUAAUUUGAUAUCCUUAAAUAUGAAAAUCCCACACAAGGAUAACAAAUAAGGGCAUUAUCUACUAAACAUAUACACAUGUGUAUACAUAUGCACGCAUAACCAUGGAUACACACAAUCACCGGCAUGCGGCCUGUGUGCCGUGGGUUGGACAUCUAUGCUUUAAACCAUCAACAGUAGUAGUCCUGUUUAUAAAUCUAACCUUAAAAUAUGUCCAUUCUUUCUUUAUAGGCCUUGAAUGAAGAAAAGUCCAUAUAUGAGCGUUGUGGCAGUAAAAAUAUGUAUCUUAACAUAGCUGUUAACAGUCUUAAAAAGCUACGGGAUCAGAGAAAUUUUCCAAAUGGUAAUAAAAUAGAUAAUUGGUUUUCUUUAAUUGUUUAAAUGAUUGUCCACUUUCUGCAUCUUUAACCAUUCUAUUCUGUUUAUAGGCUCCCAUCAGUCAGGGAGCAGAGAGAAUGCACCUGGAUCAAAGAAACAAGGAGACAGACCUGGUAGGUACACCAUACAGUUGCACACACAUGUGCUUAUAGGUAUUUGCUGAAGUGCAGCUCUGUGAAGCUGCGUUUGUUUGUCAGUGAUUCUGGUGCGUUAUACUUACCGAUUGCGGGUGCUCUAUGCCUGUGCUUUAUUUAAAAAUGCUCCCUGAGCCAACUUAUUAUCUUGAUGGGAAAGUGGAAAUUCUGACAUGUUUGUUCCUUCAAGAAGGUGGAAUGUAUUGCUUUCAUAAAGUCUAAAACAAGCACAGAUAUGACUAAUUAGAAGCAAAACAAGUGUGUGGAAUUUUUUUUUUCUUGCUAACUGAAGUGCUAAUGUGUGCAUCUAAUUUUUGGUAUACCAUAAUAAAAUAUAUUUGUAUUAACGUCUUGUAAUUUGAUGUUUUACAUACCCACCUUAAUGUUCUUUCAAACCUCUUACCAUGCUUAGGGUUUUGAUUUACAUUUUUUUCCUUUUGUAGAGCUAACAGGUGUAAAUCUUUACAAUCUAUUGAAAGAAUAUCUACUGUCUGAUGAGCAGCUGCAAGAGAAUGGGUUUCCUCUGCUUAAUCUUGAUAAGCCUGGUAGUGCUAUAUUGCCUAAUGGAGGGACAAAGCCAAUUGGGAGUGAUGGUUGGUAAACACCACAUGUUUAGUAGUCUGCUUUCAUAUUGAUGAAAAUAAUUUUGAUGCAAGGUCAUGUUAUAGAGAGCACUGUAACUUGUGAGUGAAAUUCUCAGUAGUGCCUAGCUUCAGUGCUUGAGUCAUGCUUUUCAGUAAAUUCACUACUUUGCUCAUACCAUGUAGCCUAGAUUGAUUCAGUAUUGAAUGUCUGCAUUUAACAUAAAUCUGAUCUUUGUUUUCCAUGUUUCUUGGCAAUACACAUAUGGGUAGUUGCCUCCCCAUUAUUUAUCAGGACAAGUAAACCUUUUUUGCAUUUUGAAGAUGCAGGAACACCUCCUGCUCCUUCCCAUAGCACUUUGAUAGGCAGCAACUCAAACUUUUUCUAACUGCCCACAUAAAUGACAGAAGCAGGUAGUAUUCUUGUCUGCAGCUGCUGGUUAGUAUUUUAGAAAGAUUCAGAAUGUGCACAUAUGCAGGGUAGCUGCAUUACUUCAAUUGGAACUGUUUGUAUUGUCUGCAAGAAUAACUGUGUGGUUGUCUUGAAAGUGGGAAUAUUUGCAUGGCUGUACUUUUUUCAAGCUUUAACUCACUUCUGAAAUCUAGAACAGACAGGUUGCAAUGUGGUCCAAAAAUGACUUCACACACGUUAAUCUGAUCCUUUUUUUGUCUUUAAAAGAAAGCAGCAAGAAUAAACGUUAAGAGCAGGCUAUGAUAAAGGAUACUCGCUUGAAUAGCAAGUAGUUUAAUGCCAUUUAUUAUUUAUUUUUAUUAUAUAGCGCCAACAAAUUCUAUAGCGCUGUACAGUGGGAACAUGACUGUAUAAGGCAGAAACUAAAUGUAUUUAACUGAAUGGUGUGUAUAUAAUUGCAAGUAAUACAGUAAACUCUCAAACUAUUACCCAUCCUAGGAUUUCAAUCCUUUGGAUAAAGCAAAACCAAAAAUUUCAAGGCAUUUUUUGUGCAACACUCAUACCAGCAAAACAAAUUAAAUUGGAGCCGCAGCACCAAAUGUCAAAAACUUGAUUUAUUCCACCAGUGUAGACUCUGCAAAGUUUCAUCCAAAAUUCAGGGUUAAUAAAGUCUGACUUCCAGUGUACGACAUAGUUAAAAUGCACACUUGAUUGCACAUAAUUGAUAAAACCACCCAAGGGUGGACUUACUAUAAUACUGUGCCACCAGCUCAUCUUGUUGCAAAUACAGGUCUGUUUCACUUAUUUUACAGCGCUACAGAAUUUGUUGGCACUUUAUAAAUCCUUAUUAGUAUUUAUAUAGCGCCAACUAAUUCCGCAUCGCUUUACAAUAUUAUGAAAGGGGAAUUUACAAUAAAUGCGACCAUUACAGUGACACAGGAACAAUAGGUAGUUGAUGACCCUGCUCAAACGAGCUUACAGUCUAGAGGUGGGGAACAAAUACACAACAGAGCAGCAAGGGUGACAGCCACCAAACGAGGUGAAUAAGUAGCAGAGCUGGAGGUGUGAGUGGAGUGUGGCUCUUUAGGAGAGCAAGAGACCAAUUUGGUUAAGUAGAGAUAAGUUACUCUGGGAGUCCAUAAGCAUUCCUAAACAGAUCUGUUUUGAGGGGCUUUUUAAACAAUUGAAGACUAGGGGACAGUCUGAGGAUAGGCAGGCUGUUCCAAAGGAAGGGAGCUGCCCGCAAGAACUCAUGCAAGUGCGAGUUGCGGACAGGAGAAGGUCACCGGCAGAGUGGAGAGACGAGAAUGGACACCUCUAUGAAUCAGGGAAGAAAUGUAAGAGGGGUUAGAGCUUUAUAGGUAAAGGUUAGUAUUUUGAAUUGACUCCUAUAGGAAGCCAGUGUAAGGAUUGACAGAGGGGCGAGUUAUGGGAGGAGCGACUGGUGAGAAAGAUCAGCCUGGCAGCAGCAUUCAUUACCAAUUGUCUGGAUUUUGGGGAGACAAACUAGGAGAGCAUUACAGUAGUCCAUGCGAGACUACCCCCAAACAUACCAUAAUAAACCGUGUAUUAUAGUAAGAAAAUUAGAUCAAAUAGUCAAUGGAUUAAGUCUCCUUUAUGAUUGGAGUUUAAUGAAAAUAGAUAAUGGGCUCAUGCUAGAAAAAUAUCCCCUGUUAUGAAAUACAGGUCAAAAGGACAAAUAACACUGCAAUUCCACAUUUUUCCAUAAUAGUGUGUAUUUAAACUGUAUGUUUUACACUUGUACUCAUACUUCACAAAUACACUGCCUUUGGGUUGAAACAUUGCAGAGUCCACGUUGGUGAAAUAAUACCCUUUUUGAUAUUUGGUGGUGUGGCUCCAAUUCUUUAUUAGGAAAGGGGUAGGCACUCCAGAUGUGGACUAAUUCUUCCAUAAUGCUUUUGCAGCCAUAAUGCUGGCAAAGCGUCAGGGGAGAUGAAGUCUACAACCUCUGGAGUGCUGAAGGUUGCUUACCCCUGGGUUAUGAGGCUUGCACCCAUAUUCCUUAUUUGUACAUCUUUAGUCAUUUCUGCAAAACAUCAGGCAGCCUGGUUGCAAAAUAUUUUUUGGCAGUAUGCUGGCUUCCUUGCUCCUUUCUACUAGCAAUGGUUGUCAGAUACACUUGUUCAUGCAUCCCCCUCUUCAGCAGUGGGAAUGCUUGUUUUAGAGCUGCAAUUGAAUUGGUCUUCUGCGACAAGGAAACUGGAUGGAAUUGAUUGGCACACAUGGAGCGGAUGAGGAUCCAAAACAUUUAUGGGUAGAGCAGUAUAUAUAAUCAACUUGAGACCAUAGAGAAGGUAAAAUAUUUGUAUACAGGGAUUUAAUGGUUUAGUCCCCCAAUAUGCAGCUUAAAGGGCCACUACAGUCACCAGAACAAUUAACCCUUAAUACAGUUUUUAUAGUGCCUAUAGCAUGUCUCUACAUGCUUUUUUGCUGUAAACACUGCCUUUUCAGAGAGGGCAGGGUUUUACUUUUGGCCCCAUUCGAAAACCUAUGAUGGCCACUGGAGAGGAGACACUGAACUUUCCCAUAGAGAUGCAUUGAUCAAAUGCAUCUGUGAGGAGAAGCUGAUUGACCAGGGUGGUGGUUAACUUCCUAUGGGAAUGCAUUGUGAUUGGCUGAGAUCAUAAAUUUUGAUGUCAGGCAAGAAGGUGGAUUGGGGGCAGAGCCGGUGCUAGAAAUAGUGAGUUUUUACAAUAUUUAAGGGAUAUUCCGGACCCUAUGUUCCUUUAAGGGAGAUGUCUGUCUUUUUAAACUGUUUUUCAUGGUCUAUUGGCCACAGAGAUACAUCUAUCUUUGUGUCCUACAUUUUUAACUAUGGAAAAUAAAAUUGGUGAACAAAAAAUGAUUGCUUGCACUUUUCAUGUAAUUUCUACUAGCUUUAAGAAGAGUUUGUUGUCGUUGUGGAAAAAUCUAUUCUGUGACUUUACAAGGAAAGCACACUCGCAAGGAAGAAUGCAACUACCACUCUGGAAAAGUUCUGAGACAUAGAGGUAUGUAAACUUGACUUUCUUGCCUUGUUGAUCAGUUAAAUUAUAUUGACAUAUGGAAGCAUAAAGUAAAUCUAUAUUUGUGCCCCAGAUAAGUGGGUUAUUAAAUGAGAUUAAUGGAUUUUUUUUACACUAGUUCCUGGUGGUAUCGAAACACGCUACAGUUGUUGUGAUGCCGUAGUGGGUACUCCCGGAUGUCAAAUGGCAAAGGUAAGGUUUUUAAUUUUUUUAUGCAAAUGCAUUUUCAGUUGAUUUAACUAUUCCAAAAAGAGAUCAGAAAAAGAAAAAUAUAAUGGUACAAAUGCAAUACAUUUUUUCAUAGUUAUGCUGGACUUUGCAUAUCUAGUGAGGAAGGCUUUGACUCUUCCCCCAUAAGAUUCAAUGGACAGGGCUACUUAAAGAGACUCUGUAGUCACCAAAACAAAUUUAACUUAAAGAAGCUGCUUUGGUUUAUCAAGCAUGCCUUGAAGUCUCUCUGCUCAAUUCUCAAUUUUGUUUCACUUUCAGAUAAAACCAUUUAAAGUGUGCUACUGUCUCCUGCUCUCUUAUUUAAACUGAUCAGAAACCAGAGACUUUUGAAGGGUCUAGCAAGCUAUUAACACAGCAGGAGAUGAAUUCUAAAUUAAACAGACUUUGCAAUAAAGGAAGUGUAACCAUUAGGUGACUCUUUACAGGAAGUGUUCAUGAAGGCUCUGUAAGUCACAUGCAGGGAGGUGUUACAAGGGCUGCAUAAACAAACUACAUGCCCUGGUAGUAAUUUUUGUAAAACGCACCACCUAUUAAAGAGAAUAAAGCUAAACUAGACUUAAUUUGUCAGAUGCAGAUUCUCGCUACAGUUCAAUCCUCUGCGGCUGGGGAGGGAGAGCAGGCUGUGGGGGGGAGUGGGAAAUGGGGUGUAUAGUCACUGGCUGGUGCCACGCUGUGCAUGCUACAAAUGUCAGAUUUGCACAGGAUUCAAAUUGUUCUGGGCUGGCUAGUGAUGUCCCAAUGGUGUUGCUGCAGAGGGGUUAGACUCUGUGCAGAAUUGCAUAGCGACUUCAGGCACUGUGGCCAAAUCAAUGAAGUCAUGGUGCUUGGAGGAACACUUUAAGAGGCCAACUAGAGUGGUUUUGGAGCUUGCAUGAGGGCAGCUGUUCAAAAUAAUAUGAUCUUGACAUUAGACUUGCGUGUAAACUUGAAUUUUCCUCUUUGUCUAAUAUCUUGCUUCAUAAUUUUCCCUCUAGGUUCAUGUACAUGAUGGUCAAAAAGAAAAUCUGGAUGGCUUUAUAAAGACUUUUGUAAAACUGCAGCCUUCCGAUGGUAAUCCUGGUGUGUAUGCUCUGGAUUGUGAAAUGGUAUGUAUUAAACCCUUCAAUAACCAAAUAGUAUACAUGUUUUUAUUUUCAUGUAUUUUGCAGUAUGAAAACUAGUCCAUAAAGCCUGCUCGCCCUAAUUUAUACUCUAGUUAUGAUUACCUGCCUGUAAAGGAACAAACUUCUGUGCUAGAAGCAACUAUUCACUGCUAUGCCUGUAAAAUUGCUGAAAGUGUAAUUUCAGCUCUUGCUUUCAAAAGGUAAAAGAUCUUUCACUGGGUGAUAGCAUUCCUACAGUUGGGAGAGGAUAGGAAUUACUUUACUAUUUCAUUGUCACCACUAUAUUAGCUUUCCAGAGAUUGAUAUAGUAGUUUAAAUGAAAUGUUUCUAAAAUAAAGGUAUUUCAAUUAUUUUUGCUCUAUGUAGGCAUUGUGCACAAAUCUUUAUAUAUUUUGUUCUACUUUUUUUAGUAAGCUGCACUGCUAGUAAUACCCUCAAGGGAUUUGACUAUUUUUGUUAUUUUGGUCAAACCUAUGGUUUGUUUAUACUAUUUCAGACCCUGUAUAUUGCUUAUUCAAAAUUGUUAUGCUAUUAUUUUUUUAAAACGAUGUCCUUGAUAGUGAAGGGACUAAAUAUAGCUGCUCAUGCACAGCAUUUUAUAGUAUUAAGUAUUUCAAGUAAUCCUAUUUACAUUACAUUGUCUUCUUUAUGUAUAGUGCUAUACUACACAUGGCUUGGAACUAACCAGAGUCACCGUUGUUGAUCCCAGCUUGCAAGUUGUUUAUGAUACAUUUGUUAAACCUGAUAAUGAAAUCUUAGACUACAACACUAGGUAUGAGUUUUUUGUGUAUAUUUUGCUUUUGAGCAUAUUCAGUGUAAUUGAGUCACUGUACAUAACUUUCAUGUAUUUUGUUUUUCAUAUACUGAAGGUGAACAUUUUAACACUUCCUGACAUUAGGGCAUGCUAUGCUGUCCGACAAAAGGAGGACUUUAACUCCAUUAGGGCAGCAUAGCACACUCUAAUCGUGCCAUCCCAGCCCAAAUAGUCUCCUUGCCAAUCACGAUCUGGGAAACCUGCCUGACUUGGUUGACACGACGAUCACACGACUGGCUUGGCUUUUUUAAUUUUUAUUCAUAUUACAUUUUCUUGUAUAAUUUGUGAAAUGAAAGCCCUAGUUCUCCUGAACAAAAUGAUAUAAGCGUGGGUGCACUUAAUAUGAUAGAGGUAAAUAAUGGUUGAGCAGGCAUGUAGCUCAAAUCCUAGGUUUUGUAUUGGUUGAGAACUUGGACAGUUGCCUCUCUCCUUAGGGGGUUAAUGCUGAAAGCAAGAGAAAUAAUAUUGAGUUAACAGUAUGAUUGGUUUUAAGAACAAUUGUGCUAGUGAAUGAAAACCAAACAUCCUGCUUCAUUCUGUUAAAAAAAGUGGUACAGCAAACUUUUCACUGGAUAAAAUUAUCAACUCUAUCCAUUUAGAGGGAUGAACAAAAAGAUAAACAAUGCAUAGUAACAUAACUCAAAUCACUAAAUUGCAGAAUCCAAACUGCACCAGUUUAGGCAGCCUCUAAUUGUUGUUUUACAAAGCUGAAAGGGUAGGGCUGCUGGAUGACUGUAUCCCUGUUCAGUGGAUGUCACCAGUUUGUAUUGGACAUGUGAACAUUUAAGUCCAAAACUGUAGUGCGCUGUGAUGCAUUUAAUCAGUUCCUCGUCUAGUAAAAUCUAUCUGCUGGCCAUGCAUGCAGCUGUUAAAAUCUUUCAAGUGACAAUAUUUAGAGGAAGAACAUGUCCGAUCCAUGUUUAAUUGGUCAAACUGCAGCCUUACUUUAUUUUGAAAGAUAAUCCAAUUGCAGCCUGUAACUAGAUAUCCUUAAAUGGAUACUUUAUUUUCAUUGCAUAGCUAUUGUAUAGUUUAUAAAUACAAGCACAGCAAGUUGAAUGGUAACUGAACUAUUAGACUUGCAAUCCACCUAUUUCCAACAGGAGAAGUGAUAACUUGUAUGCGUUGGCUCACAAAGAGCAGCCACCUACAAGUAUGCUUUGUGUUGUAAUAACUACUCAGUGGUAUGAGUAGGUAUGACCGCUGGGAAAUGUGUAAUUACCAGCCCUGAAGCAGAGUUUCUAGCUCUGUUUUGCAGUCAGUCCUGUGUAGACUUAAAAGCAGACUGCAGGGAUAGUAUUGGAGCUCCAUAACCAUUUUAUUAAGAUUAAAUUUUUGCAUAAUGUCCAACAUUAGGAUUAUUAGAACUCCUUGCAUAUAGGGUAGGUUCUUGUUAGUGGUCUUGAAUUGGACUUUGCUCAACAUAUUUUAUAGGGUGGUGUCUUGUAACAGUUAAAAGUAAAGCGACACAAUGAGGUGCACAGUGAAAAAUGUGGUGUCUACAUUGGUAUCAGCACAUAUUGUGGAAAAGUCUGCAUGAGGAGUAUUUUAAUUCACUUUUUCCCUCUCCUAUAGAUUUUCUGGUGUUACUGAAGAAAACCUGGAAAAUGUCACAACAUCAAUUCGAGAUGUACAGGCCAUUAUGCUCAACUUGUUCAGUGCAGAUACCAUUUUAAUUGGACAUAGUUUAGAAAAUGACCUCAUAGCUCUAAAGGUAUAUUACUCUUGAACUUCCCUGAAAAUUUUAAGCAUUUGUUUCUGUAACUAACACACCUCCCCCAUCUUCCUUCUCCCUUCCUCCUUAAAAAAAAGAAGAGAAAACACUGAAGUUAACAAGGUUAUAGGAGCAUCUGCCUAAUCCUGGUAUGGUGAGGGUUUGUCAGGUGUUGCAAAAGUGAUGAUUAGCAGCAAAUGCAGGGUCUUUAAAUGUAAUGGUUUUAUUUUUGAGUAUUCUUGCAAUAUCACACUGUAUAAUAUUGAAUUGGAAAACUUGCUGGAUUCUUGAUGGAGACACAAGUCAAUUCAGGCUGCAGGUAGGCUUUCAAAGGUUUAGGACUGCACUGAGAAAAAAGUACUGCCUCAGUCAUUUAAGCCUGCGCACCAGAGUGUUAGAUAAGAUUAUCUGAGAGUCUAUGAAAUCGGUCAGGUCAAUCAUAGCUGUGGAAAACUGAAUUGCAGAAGAGGAGCUGUGACACUUAGCUUCCACUCUGCAUCCAAGCCCUGCCCCUAACUACUAUUUUUUAGAUUGGGUUUCAUGCAAUAAUUUGAGUGCAAUUACCAGUUGGCCAUUUUUUAUUUCGGUUUUAUUUUCACUAAUGCUUCCCAUAUUCAUGUGACUUAAUAGCAAUAUUCUCUCUUUACAGCUUAUUCAUGACACAGUUGUUGAUACCUCAAUAGUAUUUCCUCAUCGCUUAGGUUUACCACAUAAAAAAGCACUCCGUAAUUUAAUGGCUGACUUCCUUAGACGGAUCAUUCAGGAUAAUGGUAAGACUCUUCCAGUAUAUUAACCCUGGCUGCACAUUGACUAAAAUGAAGCUUGAAAGGACAUUUCACCAAAAACAUCUUAGCUUAAGUGGAUUUGGUGUAUAUAUCAAACUGUUAAAUUCCCUGCCAUUUAGGAGUUAAAUCCCAUUAAUGCAGCCGUAGUAAUUCACCCCCUGGCUGCAACUCACUUCCUGAAAAAGGUCUAAUUUUUAAAUUGUACUUAUUGCAGUGUGAAGUUUAGAAGUUAACUACUGCUCUGUUAAUGGAACAUUAAUAACACACAGAAAACUGCUGCAAUUAACAGAGCAGGAGAUAAGAACUUAAACAAUGAGUGCCCAAAGGUAGAGCCCCAGAUGUUUUAAAACUACAGCUUCCAUUUCAUUUUCAAGGCAUGCAAAGCAUCAUGGGAGUAGUAGUUUUAAAACAUCUGGGGAUCUACCUUUUGGGAACCCCUGCCAUACUCUAAAACCUCAUCAACACUAACACAGCAAAUUAAUGUUUACCUUCCCCUAACCGUAGAACUAACCCAAUCCAUAACCUUAAUUCUAAGGAAACCCUCUGGACACAAUCUGAUGGAAUCAGUACCUAUAUGACCAAAUCAAAACAGAGCUGUUUGUCAUGUACUGGCUGUUUUCAGCAUUGUAUGUAUAUUCCUGUAAUUCUGAAAAUCGGGUAUGCAAAUUUCACUGAUCAGUGCUGGCAAAGCCCAAUACAGGCCACAGUUGGCAUGGAGAUGUGCUGGAUGACCCUGUCAGGGUCUGAGGUGGUGGUGGUAAUGGAUUUAAAGGGCUCUAGGCAGUGCUCACUUUGAAGGUUGCACACAGCUCAUCAGCAAGCCUGGGGGCGACUGAAAAUGGCACGCGUUGUCAGGAAAGCCGGUUGGCCAUUGAUACCUGGGACUCACAGGUGUGAGCAGGGUUACAUCCCUGCUCACACCAAAAAUGUAACCCUGCUCACACCAAGACAUGUCAGUAGGUCCGAGUACUGUUAUACCUCAUCAUACGUAGGAUGCAGUGAUCUAACAUUGUGAUGGUGUUAAAUUGCAGCAGUUAAUUUGGUAUAGAAAUUCAGAUACCACUGCAUCUCCUCCCCCCUCCCCUAUGCUCUUUCCACUGCUUCCAUUAUCACCUCUUAAUCUGACCAGAUAUAGUUUCAAUGGUGAACUGAAUCCUUUAAUACUUUGGGAGCUUGAAUACAAUGGGAAUAUGGAAUUUCCAUUGGUCUGUUUCACUGUUAGACAAAGUAUAUCCGUUGCGUUUCUCAACUGUUCAUAAAUACAAAUAAAGCAUUUUCUCCUCCACACCACUUCCUGCAGGUGUCACUACUUUGUGUUUUCUUCCAAUCUAAUGUUUCUCAUGGAGAGGCAUCUAAUACACAUUGAGUGGGUAGAUUUUUAUCAGCUGAUUGUAAAUGGCAGGAUGUGAAGUUCUACCCAUUGAUACAUUUUGCCAAAAAUCAGGUCCCACAAGAGAUCCAGAACUCAACACAGUAAAUAAAUAUUCAUUUUACCUUGUGGGAAAAACUCACUUCACAGAACUGUUCCAUUGGAGACUACUUAGGAGGCUAGGUUUUAAGCUAGGAAAUCUUUAGUUGGAUCACACUCAUUGUUGGUCAAACUCAAAUUGGCUUCAUGUCUAUCAGGGAGAACACACAGAGCAGAGGAAAAGAGAAAUAGCCCGUAAGUCAAAUGUUAGUGGACAUAUUUUCACCAACAUCCUUUAACCCUUUAUUGUCAAGUCAGACUGGAGAAAGCUUGUGUAAUUAAAUAUUUGACCCACUGCAAUGGGGAUCAAAAAAUGGGUGAAUACCAUAGUACUCUGAUGCCUCCUAUGUUCUUAGUAUGCAUAUCAUAAACAUCUUACACAGUUAAUGAACAUAUGAAAAUGUGUGUGCUUGUAAAAUGAGCUGCAAAGACUGCCCAAUGCUUGCAUCAUCACUGCUUAAAUGAUUAAACUCCUUUUUCUCAUCAGAAAUAAAUUUGUACCAAAAAGUUGGUGUUUUCACAUAUUGUCCCAAACUUAAGUUUCAGUGCUGUUUGCACAACAGCAAAUCUACUGGUCUUCCUUAUCUGCACAUUUCUGCACAAUAAGGCAAGUAGGUUUAAAGAGAAAAACCUACAUCUGCCAGGCAAAGAAGUAGAAAGUGGAAUUAUGCUCACUAUGUCAAGGCCAGUACACAUCUAGAUGGAAGAGGGAAACCUAGAAUGUGACAGCAGAUGAGAACCAUUUGGUCCAUCUAGUCUGCCCAAUUUUCUAAAUGCUUUCAUUAGGUCCCUGCCCUUAUCUUAUAGCUAGGAUAGCCUUAUUCCUGUCCCACGCAUGCUUAAACUCCUUUACUGUGUUAUCCUCUACCACCUUAGCUGGAAGGCUAUUCCAUGCAUCCACUACCCUCUCAGUAAAGUAAUACUUCCUGACUUUUUUUUUAAUUACUCUUUAUUAGAAAAUUUUAUUUUUAAGUUACAUAGCAAUUCAAAAAGUACAUACAUACAAUCAUACAAAAUACAUCCAAUUGAUAUAGAUAAAUCUUAUUAUAUAAAAAGGAUACUUUCAUUAAAAUAUGACAAUCAGGAAAAAAAAUACAUAAGAAUCAGGAAGUCGUUAAUAUAAAGUAAACAAAAAUCUAUAGCAAAAUAUUGAGAGGUAUAUCAAUGAAAAUAAGCGCCAAAUUAGAUACAUGUUAUCAAUAAUGUAAAUUCAGCUACCCAAAUAGAAUUACAUCAUCCAUAAACACGUCACCCAAAAAAUUUAUAAAUUACCAUAAAGUAGAGAGCAGUUUUUUAACCCCUUAAGGACACAGCUUCAGAAGCUUGACUUACGCUUAAUGACACAAGCAAUUUUUGCAUUUUCUUGCUGUUUGCGUUCAACUGCAAUUUGCAUCUCUCUCAUUUAUUGCACCGACACAUAUUAUAUACUGUUUUUUAAAGGACAGAAAGGGCUUUAAUUUGAUAUAACAUAUAUAUAUAAAAUGCUUACGUAUUAUAAAAAAAUACAGAAAAAUGCAAAAAAAAUGAAAAAUAUUGUUUUUUUUUACAGUUUUUGCAAUAAUAAUGUGUGCAUAAUUAGUGCAGGUUAAGGAAAGUAAUUAAAAAUAAAUUUAUUUAUUUGUUCUGAUUUACAGAAUAUAUAAUGUGUCUGGGAUUUUAAGUUUUUUUUGGUAGUUACAGGUCACAAAGCACAAGGAGUAAAAUAAAAUUUUAAUGUGGAGCGAUUUUAGAAUUUGGUAUGUUUGUCUUGUAAGCUUAAUAGCCAUAAAAGAAAACAAAAUUGCCACACAAAAGUAUAUAUUUAUAUAAAGUAGACAUCACGGGCUAUUUACCUAAGGUUGUUUUGACACUUUCUACGUAGCCAUUUCACCGCCAACCUCUGCUAAAUAUUGGAGUAAAAUUGUGUUCUUUUUGGUUUUUGGCACACAAACUUAUAACAGAGAAAUUCUCGUGUAUAUUUUGUAAAGUUGGUGUGUGCUAUUCCUGUACAAAGUUUUAUUUUGUGUUCAGUUACAUCUGCUGAGUAAAAUGACACCCCCAUUGUAUGUCUUUUGCACUAUUUCGUGAAGUUACAGUGCCAUACAGGAUACCUGUCCUUUUCAGUAUUCACAGUAGAAUUUUGAGAGAUGGAUUUAAUGAGCCUUAGCUUCCAUUUUGGGGUAUUAUAACAGUUUGGCUGUUCAAAAAACCCCCACAAAGGCCUACCAUUUGUAAAAGUAGACACUCCAGGGUAUCUCAUAAGGUGCAUAUUGUGCCUUAACAUGCCCCCAUUUUUUCACCAAUAUAUGCCAAAGUAUGUGGUAAAAAUAAUUUUGUGCAUUUUUUACAUACGGAUUGCAUUUUUGCUGGGCGUUUUGUAUAUUUCAUAUGUGCCACUAAGUUCAAACCCCCAAAUUAUGCUCAGCUAAGUCUUCUGAGUAAAAUGACACCCCAUAUGAAUGUCUUUGGCACUAUUUCGUGAAGCUACAGUGCCAUAUAGGAGACCAAGCCAUAUCCGUUUUUACCAAACUUUGAAUUUUGAUGCUGGGCCUAUGUGCAAUUUCCAAGCAUCUUCGCAGGUUUUAAAUUCAAACUACCCCACAAAGGCCUACCAUUUCUUAAAGUAGACACCCCAGGGUGUUUCAAAAGGUAUAGUUUGAACCUUAGCGUGGGAUCAUUUUUCCGCUAGCUUGUACCAGAUGUAGUGGUAAUAAGCGUUUUUUCUGCCUUUUUGACAUACAAAGUGAGUUUGCACAGUAUAUUUUGCAAACCUUAUGUGUGCUACGACUGUAUAAUACUUCAUAUGUUGCUCAGCUAUGUCGGCUGAGUACAGCAAUACCCCCGUAUGUACCUUUGCUAGGUAUGUGUGGACAUCGGAGGGGCACAUUUGGGACACAGCCAUUCCAGUUUUUUUCAAACUUUGAAUUUUUAUGCUGUGCCUAUGUCCCAUUUUAGAGUAUUUUACCAGGCUAUAUAAUCCAAAUUCCCCAUAAAGCCAUACCAUUUCUUAAAGAAGACAUCCCAGGGUAUUUCAAAAGGCAUAUUUUGAACCUUAGCGUGGGAUCAUUUUUCCGCUAGCUUGUACCAAGUGUAGUGGUAAUAAGCAUUUUUCUGCCUUUUUGACAUACAAAGUGAGUUUGCGCAGCAUAUUUUGCAAACCUUAUGUGUGCUAUGACUGUAUAAUACUUCAUAUGUUGCUCAGCUAUGUCGGCUGAGUACAGCAAUACCCCCGUAUGUACCUUUGCCAGGUAUAUGUGGAUGUUGAAGGGGCGCAUUUGAGACGCAGCCAUUCAGUUUUUUCUAACUUUGAAGUUUUACGCUGUGUCCAUGUUCCAAUUUGGAGUAGUUUAGACGGUUGGUUAUUGAAACUUCCCCACAAACACAUACUAUUUAUUAAAGAAUACACCCUGGGGUAAUUCAAAAGGCAUAUUUUGAACCUUGGCGUGGGAUAAUUUUUUCUCUAGUUUGUUCCAGGUGUAGUGGUAAUGAGCGUUUUUAAAAUGUAUUUUUUUACUUUUUAUAACUUUUUUACUUUUAAAAACUAGUUUUUAAACUUUUGUUUUGCUUAUAAAUUUUUUUUAAACUUUCUUAAAACUUUUUUACAGAUUUAACAUUUUUCUAAGCUUUUUUUUUUACCGUUAACCCCUAACUAGCAGUACAGCACUAACAGUAAAUUCCCCAUUUUCCCAUAACUCCCACCCACCCCAGCUAGCAAAAUAUAUAGUUAUAAAAUAUUUAAAUUAAUUAAUUAAAUAAAUUGAACCCCUGAGGGUUAAAAAAUAAAUAAAAGUUAAUCCUCAGGGGUUAAAAAAAAUUAGAUCACAGUAUAAUACUGUGAUCUCUAUUUGAUCGCUGUAGGCAGUGAUCGACUGGCAGGGAAGGGGUUAAUUUUUAUUUGGACUAGGUAAAGUGUGUUUUUUUUGUUUUUUUUACUUAAAUGUUAUUAAAACAUUUUUUUAAGCUUAAUUUUUAACUUUUUAAAGUUUCUUUUAAAACUUUUUUUUAACGUUAACCCCUAGUUAGCCUAACGCCAAAUCCCCCAAUUCCCCACUAACUUCCACCCACCCCAGCUAUCUAAAUAUAUAAUUAAAAAUAAUUUAAUUAAUUUAAUUAAUUUAACCCCUGAGGGUUAAAAAAAAGAAGAAUUAACCGUCAGGGGUUAAAAAAAAAAAUCAGAUCAUAGUAAAAUGUAAUCCCUGCCAAUUGAUCACUGUAGUCAGUGAUCAAUUGGCAGGGAAGGGGUUAAUUUUUUAUUAAAAUGGGUAAGGGGGGGGACUUUAAAUAAACCUUAUUUUUUUUUUUUACAGCAGGGGGCAGGAUCAGCACUGAUCCGGCUCCCUGCACUUCACACAGAACCCGGAAGUGCAGGGAGCCGGUAGGUGAGUAUAGAGAGCACAUGUGCUCGCUCAGACUUGUGGUCAGAGCGAGCACAUGUGCUGGGCAGCUUGACCGGGUGCUCCCGGUAUACCUCUAAUGCAGAGGCAUACCGGGAGCACAAUUAACCCCGCGAUCGCCGCGAUAGCGGCGAUCCAGGGUUAAUUUUACCGCGUGACGGACGAGGUCCGUCACCCGUCGUUAAGGGUCUCCCCUGUGUGACGGACCUCGUCCGUCACCCGUCCUGAAGGGGUUAACCAAGUUAAAUACCAGUCUCGUUUUUUUUUUUUUUAGAGACCGCUGACCAAUUUUUAACCAUAUCAUUUUCCAUUGUUAGUUGGAAUUUAAUUUGAUUAUUUAAGGAGAUUUUUUGAAAAGGAACGGAAGAUUUCCACUGUCUAGCUAUAAUAAUUUUAGCUGCAAUAAAGCAGUGGAUAGCUAAACAAAUAUGUUAGAUUUAAAAGGCCAAUUCAGGUGGAGGAGGGCCGAAGCUGGAUUUCUGUUUAUAUCUUUAAAAGAUACCUCAUUCAAAGAUAUUUUGGAGAAGAUAUUAUAGGCCCAGUCCCAGAGUUGUUUUACUACUGGGCAGAACCACCAUGUAUGGAUAUAUGUACCCGAGUAGGUACCACAUCUCCAGCAAGUAGGGUCUUGAGAAGUAUACAUUUUAGCUAGUCUUGUCGGAGUAUAGUACCAUCUGUGAAGUAACUUAAAAUGGCACUCAGUCAAGUUUAGACCAUGGACCGAUUUAUUUACUAAAAUUAUAGAGGAAGACCAUUCCUUUGGAGAAAUCACUAAGUUAAGUUCGUUUUCCCAUGUUUUAACCAAUUUAUGGGGAAAGGUAUCGAAACCUUUAAAGAGCAAAUUAGCUACCGAAAUAAUCUUGGGUACAGUUUGAAAUGAAAAUAGAGUUUGCAAUUCUUUAGCCCGAGGAAAAAAAAUUGGAUAACAUGUUUCUGGAUAUAGUGUUUGAUACGAACAUAUGUAAAUAUUUCUUUAGAUGGUAUAUGGAAAUUAUUCACAAUCUGUUGAAAUGGUAGAAUAUUAUCUCCCUGCAUAAAGUCCGAAAAGGUUAAUGUAUCUUUGGGCCAAGGUCUCAGUGAUAAAUCCUCUACAUUAUUUUCUAAUAUAUUUAAUUUACAUGUUCUAGGAAUUAAAUAACUUAAGCCCAAAAUUUUCCUAAUUUCGACCCAUAUUUCCUAACAUUAUUUUUAAACCUUUGCCCCUCUAAUUUAAGACCAUGUCCUCUUGGUGUGGUAGGUUUUCUAAUUUUAAAUGUAGUCUCCUUUACUGUGAUUUCCCUUUAUGUAUUUCAAUGUUUCUAUCAUAUCCCCCUGUCUCGUCUUUCCUCCACCCUAUACAUGUUAAGAUCUUUUAACCUUUCCUAGUAAGUUUUAUCCUGCAAUUCAUGAACCUAGUUAGUAGCCCUUCUCCAAACUCUCUACAAAGUAUCAAUAUCCUUCUGGAGAUACGGUCUCCAGUACUGCGUACAAUACUCCAAGGGAGGCAUCACCAGUGUUCUGUACAAGGGCAUGAGCACUUCUCUGUUUCUACUGCUAAUACCUCUCCCUAUACAACCAAGCAUUCUGCUAGUAUUUCCUGCUGCCCUAUUAGCCUGCCUACCUUUAAGUCAUCUGAAUUAAUAACCCCUAAAUCUUUCUUCAGAUGUUGAGGUUAGGGGACUAUCAAAUAUUCUGUACUCUGCCCUUGGGUUUUUACGUCCAAGAUGAAUUAUCUUGCACUUAUCCACAUUAAAUGUCAGCUGCCACAACUCUGAUCAUUUUUCUAGUUUAAAUAAUUUACCAUUUGGCUUAUCCCUCCUGGAACAUCAACCCUGUUACAUAUCUUAGUAUCAUCAGCAAAAAGACAUACCUUACCAUCAAGACCUUCUGCAAUAACUCUAAUAAAAAUAUCAAAGAGAAUGGGUCCAAGUACAGAUCUGAGGUACCCCACUGGUGACAAGACAUGCUUCAAAUAUACUCCAUUGACUACAACCCUCUGACUGGUGAGCCAGUCUGAUGAUCUUUCAAAAGGUAUUGGUUGUUUGUUUUAAUUGUUAGACUGACAGUACAUUGUUUGGUAAGGCAUUUCAGAUGUGACCAAAAAAACAUCAUGGAUUUAAAAAAAAUUACUGGUAAAGUUCAAGGUGUGGAAUAUUAGAAAGGUCUUACAUUUUAAGACUGUUAAUAAUGACAAACUAGUUGGUUUGGCGUUUAAGGGCCUGGGUGCUAAAUCUUGUUAGAAUCUACCAAUGAGGCAAGACUUGCUGUUAAAGGAACAUUGUUAAACUUCACAGGCUGUCACCCAGGCAGCUGUCCUGUUAUUUCUGGUAGUUUUGCUCCAUGUAGCUAAACUAGAUGUAGGCAAUUGCCCAGAACACCUACCUUGCAAAGUUUUUUUGUUUUUGUUUUUUUGUGAAUUGCAUCACUGAGAAGUCUGUGAUUGGACAACCACAGAAGGUCUGUAUGUGCUGGGGAGAAAGGCAGCUUGCAGUAGCUGCAGAUACUUGAUCUGCACUUAUUCUAGCCAGGAUAUUCUAUGCCACCCUCCACCCCCCCUUUUGCCAAUGAAAACAAAGUAAAUUAUAAGCAUAUUAUCUUUGGUGGUAUAUAGUGUGCGUCUCCCCAGAUUAAAUGUAUGUAUGCAAGAAAUGUUUGUUUUUUUUUUCCUAGGUUGAGCAACUAUAGAUACCUAUAUACAACAGUACUUUAUUUUUUAUUUUAAUUUUAUUUUUAAUACCUUCCUCUUCAUAGGAGAAAAUGUUCUCCUAACUUCAGAAUUUGCGGUCUUACUAUCAAAGAGUGUAAUUAUAAUGUCUUUCUGAAUUACGAUUUUAAUUUUAGAAUAUGUAUGCAUUUAAAGGGUCACUCUACGUAUCCUCAAAAUGUUGCAUAAUUGCAUAGAUCACCUUGCGUCUCCCUGCCCUGAGGAGGUCCUAGAACUGCAGAGUUUUUUUGUUUUUUGUUUUUUAAAUAUUGGCAACACUGAGGUCAGAGCUGCAGCAGUCGGGCAGCUUGGAAUGAGCAUUUCAGGAUGCCUGUGUCCAUUUUCUCCCUGCAAAGCUUGCAAAAACAAGGUUUGAGAGCAGAGAUGCACCUCUACGAAGACUUUAACAUAGCUCGGUUCACUUAUUUUUCAGCCUGAGAAAACUUGACAAAGGGCAGAGGUUAAGUCAAGCGCCACUUCCUUUGUCUAGACAAAUUUUCCCAUUAUAAAUCAAUAUCCUUCAGCGUCACAUUGCAAGUGUCUUGGAAUAUACUAUGUAGGAGCAGUGGGCAUGCAAGAGAUCAGACUUAUGCAGAAGGAAGGGCACCUAUAAGAAAGCUCUGACUGACUGGAAUUACUAAUUAAUGAAGUGGGGGCUGGUGAGAUGGAAAUUUGUUUGGAAAAAUAAUGGCCCUUGACAGAGCUGCUCGAUUUAAAUUUUCUUUAGUCACAUGUCUAUAAAGGCAACUAAGACUCUUCAAGAUUACAUAGAUUCAUUAAUCGAUAUAGAUUUAUACUGAUGUAGUAAAGUAUGAACUGUUGCAUAAAUUGUGUUACUAGAUUAUGCUAGAGGCACAAUUUGGUGUUUGGCAAAAACUACUAAAUAUUGGUGUUUUUUUUGUUUUUGUUUUUUUUUUAAAUACUGACUAGCACAGCUGACUUUUCAGGCACAAAAUAUGAGCUAGGUAUUUAUUAAUCAUGAUUGGUCAUUGUAGAUCAUUUUUUAACCAAUCCCUUUGCAAAAAUCUAUUUAUUUUUUUAUUUUUUUUUAAUUACGGACAGCAACUGUAUGAUCUCACAGCUUGUUCUGACCUUCCUUACAGUAAAAGAGACAAUGUCUGCAAUCCCCAAAGCGUUUAACAUCUGUCUCCUCUAUUUUUAACCACUCUAUCAACUUUGAAAGAAAAUUUUGGUGGUUAUCUCCAAAAUCCUUUAAGUCAUUUGAGGUGCUUUCACUUUACAAUGAUCCUUUUUAAUAAAUAUUUACUUAAAGGGUUACUCCAACCAAAAAAGUGUUUACCUAAAACAAUGUUACUGGCAAUGUUACUUGCUGUGCUGGACUCUUUCUCCCUCCAUUAAACUCCUCAUGCUGGCGGUAGAUGCCAUUGUGCACAGAAUUCACAUUUGCCACCCGUGUUUUGGACUGGGUAAGAAAAGCCCAGUGACAUGGCUUAAAGUGGACUUACAUCUCUGAUACCAGAAAGGUAAAACGCUGCACGUUCAAUGUUUUCCUAUGAAACAUUAGACCACAGGCAUCAUGACCACUUCAAAUCAUCAGUAAGCGUGGUGCUUGGAAUAACCUUUUAAGCAGUGUUUGGUAGUAAUAUGCUCAAAACACUUUUAUGUAACAUGUUUGUCUUAAAAUGUGUAUACACAUUUGCUCAAGAUUUGUAACCAUCCCCUGAUAUGUGCGAUAAAGGAGUGUACUUUCUGGACUAUAUUGACUUUCUUGGUCUCUUUCGGAAGAAUAGUAAAUGUUUUUUAAUGUUAUAAAAUGUGAAGAAAUUGACAGUAGGAUGCAAAAGCCUAACUUAAAAUCUCCUAAUGGUGUAUAAUAAAAAUGGAAAGAUUAAAAAUAAGAAAAUGAUCUGCAUAAUUUAGGUGAAAUUAUAAUAGGAAUACCAGUUGUAGCUUAAUUCUGUGUAUGCAAAUUUAAAAUUGGUUUGUUCAUUGAUUGGAUGGAAAAUACUCUAAACGCUUGGGAUAGAUAGAUCAAAGCUGUUAUAGUCCCUACAGUAGCCACCUUCUCUUUAAUUUGCUGCCAAUAUGUAAUAUUUUAGCAAUUGGAAAGCCUCCAUUCCCUCUGGAUAAGAAAACUGAAUGUAUGUUCUCAUACUCAGGCAUACCAUGAUGACUCGUGCACAUUCAGUCAUAUCAUGGCUUGUCAUAAAGAAUCAUUCCAUUAAAUUAUUCUGACAGAAUAAUUUAUGGAUCCUGGUGUGCACGGCACGUGUCUGUUGUCCUCAGUGUUCCUCUAGGAGCAUGACCUUACGUGGGGAGGAGUUGACAGCCGUGCCAAGGAAGACUUGGUGCUGAGGACCAGGAAUAGCGUAGGGUUCAGAAUACAAAGCUGUAUUCCGAACACUGUAACAUCCUUUUUAAUGUGGGUUGAAUAGGCUUGCAUCACUUAACUGUUGCAAGCAACCCAAAUUACAAAGCUAAACUUUAAGAAAAAGGCAUUAGUUUGCCUAUUUAUAUGUGCCAUAAUUAGUAGUAAAGAAGAUGAAAGUGCACGACUUAUCAGGGUUCACUUUGGAAUGCUAGUUCUAGAACUGUAUUGAAUAAUACUUUCUUGCCCUCCCACCCUCCUUUUUAUUGAUGUGUUUCUUUCCUCUUAGUUGGUGGCCAUGAUUCUAGUGAAGACGCUACAGCCUGUAUGGAGCUGAUGCUGUGGAAGGUGAAAGAAGACACUAAGGGACGAAGAUAA
Pelobates cultripes (western spadefoot toad) is the source of this 30042-nucleotide messenger RNA. The record is from the annotation of a GenBank genome assembly. Lineage: Eukaryota; Metazoa; Chordata; Amphibia; Anura; Pelobatidae.